CCCUGCUCCCCUUUUCUACCUUGCGCGACUGGCAGCGCCGCUAUUUGCUCGCUCGCUCCCCCCCCCUUGCGGCUGCGCCCUCUUUUCCCGGCCUUGAAGCAACAGCAGCUGUAGCAACCUCGACGCCGCUGCCGCUUCCUCCUCUGUAAACCACUCGGCUCCGGCCUUGACGUCGUUUCCUUCCAACAUGGCGAGGACGGGAGGCUGCUGCUUUGGGCGCCACCGCCGCCGCCGCUGCUGCUGCCGCUCUCGCUUCUGCCGCUGCUUCUAAUGGAGGCUGAGGCAAACGGGCAGCGCUGCGUUCUUGGGAGAGCCGAUUCGUCCCUCCUCCUCCUCCUCCGCGUCGAGCAGGGGCUGCGGUAGCCGCCUGGGUCAGAGCCGGUUUCGGUUCCUCCGAGGAGGGGAGAGAAGACCCUUUCCCCGGAAAGUCUCUUCGGGUCUCAGCCGGCGCAGCCCUGACAAUCACCUCCGCUCAUCCUCCCCUUUCCCCUCACUUUCAGCGCGCCCUCAUGUAUGAGGGGAAGAAGACGAAGAAUAUGUUCCUGACACGGGCUUUGGAGAAGAUCCUGGCCGACAAGGAGGUGAAGAAGGCGCAUCAUUCCCAGCUGCGCAAAGCUUGCGAGGUGGCUUUAGAGGAAAUAAAAACAGAAACUGGAAAACAAAGUCCACCUCAUGGAGAAGCAAAACCUGGCUCAAGCACUCUUCCACCAGUGAAAUCAAAGACUAGCUUUAUUGAAGCAGACAAAUACUUCUUACCAUUUGAAUUGGCAUGUCAAUCCAAGUGUCCCAGAAUUGUUAAUACAUCGUUAGAUUGUUUGCAGAAACUUAUAGCCUAUGGGCAUUUGACUGGUAACGCUCCAGAUAGCACUGCUCCUGGGAAAAAGUUGAUUGAUAGAAUUAUUGAAACAAUAUGUGGCUGCUUUCAAGGUCCACAGACAGAUGAAGGUGUUCAACUACAAAUUAUAAAGGCUCUAUUAACAGCAGUAACAUCUCAACACAUAGAGAUACAUGAAGGGACCGUGUUGCAAGCUGUGAGAACAUGCUACAAUAUUUAUCUUGCAAGCAAGAAUCUCAUAAAUCAAACCACAGCCAAGGCCACUCUCACACAAAUGUUGAAUGUAAUAUUUGCACGCAUGGAAAACCAAGCGCUUCAAGAAGCCAAGCAAAUGGAGAAAGAGAGACAUCGGCAACAGUAUCACCUGCAGCAAUCUCCUUUAAGCCAUCAUGAGCCUGAAUCACCUCAAUUAAGGCAUCUUUCCGAGGAGACUGUUGAUCAAUUAUCCCAAGAUCAUGAAAGGGAUUUGGAGCAUCAUACAAAUGAUGUGGACAAAAACCUUCAAGAAGAUACAGAAGGAGAAAAUGGAUCUGAUAUUUCUAGUGCAGAAAAUGAACAAACAGAAGCUGAUCAAGCAACAACAGCAGAAACUCUAACUAAAAAUGAUGCAGGGUCAUAUGAUGGAGAAAGUAAUCAAUGUGAAGAAACAGCUCAGGAUGUUGUACAGAGUAUAGUCCAGGAAAUGGUCAACAUAGUAGUAAGAGAUAUAGGUGAGAGAUUUACUGAAAAGAUUGUGGUUGAUGGACCAAUAGGUACUUUAGAGGAUGGUAGUGAUAGUGAAAAUAUCCAGGCAAAUGGAAUUCCUGGGACACCUAUUUCUGUUGUGUAUACACCAUCAUUACCUGAUGACAGGUUAUCUGUCUCUUCCAAUGAUACUCAGGAAUCUGGAAAUUCUUCAGGACCUACACCUGGUGCUAAAUUUUCCCAUAUUUUACAAAAGGAUGCCUUUCUAGUAUUCAGGUCACUGUGUAAACUGUCUAUGAAGCCUUUGUCAGAUGGACCCCCUGAUCCAAAGUCACAUGAAUUGCGGUCAAAAAUCCUUUCAUUGCAGUUGCUGCUAUCUAUUUUGCAAAACGCAGGACCUGUUUUUAGGACAAAUGAAAUGUUUAUUAAUGCUAUUAAGCAGUACCUUUGUGUAGCAUUGUCUAAAAAUGGAGUUUCAUCUGUUCCAGAAGUAUUUGAACUUUCCCUUUCUAUAUUCCUGACUUUACUUUCAAAUUUUAAGACACAUUUGAAGAUGCAAAUUGAGGUUUUCUUCAAAGAGAUUUUUCUAUAUAUUUUAGAAACUUCCACUAGCUCCUUCGAUCAUAAAUGGAUGGUUAUUCAAACAUUGACGCGGAUAUGCGCAGGUAAUGCCCAGAGUGUAGUAGACAUUUAUGUAAAUUAUGACUGUGAUUUAAAUGCUGCAAAUAUUUUUGAAAGACUAGUUAAUGAUCUGUCUAAGAUUGCUCAAGGAAGAGGUAGCCAAGAACUUGGCAUGACUAGCAUUCAGGAGCUAAGUUUGAGAAAGAAGGGUCUUGAAUGCUUAGUAUCAAUACUGAAGUGCAUGGUGGAAUGGAGUAAGGAUCAAUAUGUAAAUCCCAACUCUCAAACAACCUUAGGACAGGAAAAACCCACUGAGCAAGAAAGUACUGAAACCAAACAUCCUGAGACAAUUAACAGAUAUGGAAGCUUGAAUUCCCUAGAUUCCACAGCCUCCUCUGGAAUUGGUAGCUAUAGCACCCAGAUGUCUGGUACAGACAAUCCAGAGCAAUUUGAGGUUCUAAAGCAACAGAAAGAAAUAAUAGAACAAGGAAUAGAUCUAUUUAAUAAGAAGCCAAAGAGAGGAAUUCAGUAUCUACAAGAACAAGGAAUGCUUGGUAUUACUUCUGAAGAUAUUGCCCAGUUCUUGCAUCAAGAAGAAAGAUUAGACUCUACUCAAGUUGGAGAGUUUCUAGGAGACAAUGAUAAAUUUAACAAGGAAGUUAUGUAUGCAUAUGUGGAUCAGCAUGACUUUUCUGUGAAGGAUUUUGUUUCUGCUCUGCGUAUGUUUUUGGAAGGCUUCCGUCUUCCAGGAGAGGCUCAGAAAAUAGAUAGAUUAAUGGAAAAAUUUGCUGCUAGAUACUUGGAAUGUAAUCAAGGGCAAACUCUGUUCGCUAGUGCAGACACUGCAUAUGUCUUGGCUUAUUCAAUUAUUAUGUUGACAACAGAUCUCCAUAGCCCACAGGUAAAGAAUAAAAUGACCAAAGAACAAUACAUUAAGAUGAACAGAGGUAUCAAUGAUAGUAAGGAUCUCCCUGAAGAAUAUCUGUCAGCUAUUUAUAAUGAAAUAGCAGGAAAGAAGAUCUCAAUGAAGGAAACAAAAGAACUAACAAUACCCACAAAAACAAGUAAACAAAAUGUACCUAGUGAAAAGCAGAGAAGAUUACUUUAUAAUUUAGAAAUGGAGCAAAUGGCUAAAACAGCUAAAGCAUUGAUGGAAGCAGUAAGCCAUGUUCAAGCUCCUUUUACAAGCGCAACACACUUGGAACAUGUAAGACCCAUGUUCAAGUUAGCCUGGACACCAUUCCUAGCUGCGUUCAGUGUGGGUUUGCAAGAUUGUGAUGACACAGAAGUUGCCUCUCUUUGCCUGGAAGGAAUUCGAUGUGCAAUCAGGAUAGCAUGCAUUUUCAGUAUCCAGCUUGAGAGGGAUGCUUAUGUCCAAGCACUAGCAAGAUUUACUUUACUUACUGUGAGUUCUGGUAUUACUGAAAUGAAGCAGAAGAAUAUUGACACAAUAAAAACACUAAUUACUGUGGCUCACACUGAUGGAAAUUACUUGGGAAAUUCUUGGCAUGAGUUGGAGGAAAUAUGGACUGGAAGCAGAUUGCAAGUAUUCAAGAAUCUAUUGGAGAAACUAGUUCACAAAGUGUUGUUGUUGCUGUAGACAGAAUAUUUACAGGAUCUACCAGACUAGAUGGAAAUGCUAUUGUGGAUUUUGUCAGAUGGCUUUGUGCUGUUUCUAUGGAUGAAUUGUUGUCGGCAACCCAUCCCCGGAUGUUCAGUUUACAAAAAAUAGUAGAGAUUUCUUACUAUAACAUGGGACGAAUAAGGCUACAGUGGUCUAGAAUAUGGGAAGUUAUUGGAGAUCAUUUCAAUAAGGUUGGCUGUAAUCUCAAUGAAGAUGUAGCUAUUUUUGCCGUUGAUUCCUUAAGGCAAUUAUCAAUGAAGUUCUUAGAAAAAGGGGAACUUGCUAAUUUCCGAUUCCAAAAGGAUUUCUUAAGACCAUUUGAACACAUCAUGAAGAGAAAUAGAUCACCAACCAUUCGUGACAUGGUUGUCCGUUGCAUAGCCCAGAUGGUCAAUUCCCAAGCAGCAAAUAUACGAUCAGGCUGGAAGAACAUUUUCUCAGUUUUUCAUUUGGCUGCAUCUGAUCAGGACGAAAGUAUAGUGGAACUGGCAUUUCAGACUACCGGCCACAUUGUCACAAUUGUGUUUGAAAAACAUUUCCCAGCAACCAUAGAUUCCUUCCAGGAUGCAGUGAAAUGCUUGUCUGAAUUUGCAUGUAAUGCAGCUUUUCCUGAUACUAGUAUGGAAGCUAUUCGCCUUAUUCGUCAUUGUGCAAAAUAUGUAUCCGAAAGACCUCAGGCUUUCAGAGAAUAUACUAGUGAUGACAUGAAUGUCGCUCCAGAAGACAGGGUGUGGGUGAGAGGCUGGUUUCCAAUUCUCUUUGAGCUGUCCUGUAUUAUCAAUAGAUGCAAAUUAGAUGUAAGAACCAGAGGUUUAACAGUUAUGUUUGAAAUAAUGAAAACAUACGGUCACACAUAUGAAAAGCAUUGGUGGCAGGAUUUGUUUCGGAUAGUCUUCCGAAUAUUUGACAAUAUGAAGUUACCAGAACAGCAAACAGAGAAAGCGGAGUGGAUGACAACAACUUGCAAUCAUGCACUUUAUGCAAUUUGUGAUGUAUUCACACAGUAUUUAGAAGUACUUAGUGAUGUUCUUUUGGAUGAUAUAUUUGCUCAGCUGUACUGGUGUGUUCAGCAAGACAAUGAGCAACUAGCACGGUCUGGUACAAACUGUUUAGAGAAUGUUGUCAUUCUGAAUGGGGAAAAGUUUACCCUUGAAAUCUGGGAUAAGACUUGCAACUGUAUGUUGGAUAUCUUCAAAACCACUAUUCCCCAUGCGCUUUUAACUUGGCGACCAGUGGGAGGAGAUACUGUUCCUCUAUCUCCAUCUUCUGGAAGAGAGAAACAGCUGGAUGCCAUAUCACAAAAAUCUGUAGAUAUUCAUGAUUCUGUGCAACCAAAACCGUUAGAUAGACGCCAGUUUCAACCUAUUGUAGGGUUGCCUGCAAAUGAGGAGGUCAGCAAAAACAAACCUAUAGCAAAAUUUCCAGAUCAGAAACUGUUUGGUGCGCUGUUAAUCAAAUGUGUGGUACAGCUGGAACUUAUUCAAACAAUAGACAACAUUGUAUUUUUCCCAGCAACUAGCAAAAAAGAAGAUGCAGAGAAUCUAGCUGCAGCACAGAGGGAUGCAGUAGACUUUAAUGUUCAUGUGGACACACAAGAUCAAGGAAUGUAUCGUUUUUUAACAUCACAGCAGCUUUUCAAACUCCUGGAUUGUUUAUUAGAAUCUCAUAAAUUUGCUAAGGCUUUCAACUCAAAUAAUGAGCAAAGAACUGCACUUUGGAAAGCAGGUUUCAAAGGGAAAUCGAAGCCUAAUCUUUUAAAACAGGAGACUAGCAGUCUUGCCUGUGGGUUACGUAUACUAUUCCGCAUGUACAUGGAUGAGAGUCGCAAAGAUGCCUGGGAAGAAGUGCAACAACGAUUACUAAAUGUCUGCAGGGAAGCUCUCAGCUACUUCCUCACUUUGACCUCAGAGAGUCACCGGGAAGCUUGGACAAGCCUGUUACUUUUAUUCUUAACAAAGGUUCUGAAGAUAAGUGAUGAUCGGUUCAAAGCUCAUGCAUCUUUCUACUAUCCACUUUUGUGUGAAAUAAUGCAAUUUGAUCUGAUUCCUGAACUCCGGGCUGUUUUGAGAAGAUUUUUUCUACGAAUUGGAGUUGUUUUCCAAAUAUCUCAGCCAGCAGAUCAAGAGGAAGAUGUAGCCAAGCAGUAGAAGUAUAACUAAAGAAACUAAGAACCAAAUCAACUUGCACUGGAUGUUCAUGAUGAGGGUCUCUAUAUGGCAGUGUGGGCAUCUAUAGGUUCACAGUAUAGAGUAAAGCUGUAACUUAGGCUUGCAAAACUUUUAAUUCUCCAGUGGAUUUUUCUUCUUCCCUUUCCUGGCUUGUGCUGAGCAUUGAGCCAGUUUUAAACAGUCUUAUUGUCAGCUUGGACUGUGAUGUCCUCUUAUUCAGACAUGCAUACAUAUUAUGUGUAUGUGUAUGCGUGUGUAUAUUUAUGAUGGCUGUGAACUUAAGAUAUGUACCCAAAGAACUAACACUUAAAAAGUUUGAACUUCCAUAGAGUUCAACUCAGGAGAACUGUAUUUGAAAGAAUGGUUUGUACUGAGAGCACAGGAAAACACUAGUUAAGAGAUCUAGCAAUUUUAUGGAAUUCUUAUUCUGAAAAAAAAUCUGCACACUCAAGCUGAGAUAUAGGUAAUCAUUCUUCAGUGAAAAAACUGAAAAGAGUGCAGGUCUGUAAUAUAAAAUUACAAACACUAUAUAGUUCUUCCUGCAUUCUUUUAUGAUUUCAUAGAAACCCAUACAUUUGUUUACCAAAUGCACUAGUCUGAGUUUAUGUUGUGAUUGAUUUGAUCUGUAUCCUAAAAGUUAGUCCUGCUAACUUUAAUGAAGGGCAGAGAUUGAAAAAGUCACAACUGGCUUAACUGUUUGUAAUAUACCUGUGAUAGGGCUUUUAAAUAUAAUAAGCCAUUGCAACGAUCCUUCUGGGCUGGAACUUGAAUCACUGCAAAUGAGUCUAGGUUUUAUCUUAUGUCACCUUUCGGGGGUGGGGUGGGGUUGUUUGAUGUAGAUUUCACUCUGUGUACAGAAUGUAAUGUUAAAUAUAUUCAAGUAACAAAUCUGGCAUGGUUUAGGGAUGGUUUUAAAUUUAUUGGAAAUGUAUUCAUACUGUGAAUUGUGCUCUGAUGGUUAAAGAAAAGAUUGUCAAGCAUUCUGUCUUACAGUGGAUGUAGAAAAUUUUUUCAGAUGGAAAAAUGUAUAUGGUACAGCUCUGUAAAGUUUUCUAUGUAAAUUCUGUACAACUUUCUGUACAAUAUUGGUUCUCAUCUGGCAUAUUCUAAUCAGGUUAUAAGUCAAUAAAGUUUUUGAAUUCUUUCAUCGGUGCAAUGAAAACCAAUGCAAUGUAAAACUACUUGUUUUAAUGUUUCAAGAAACUUAAAAGUUUAACAAUGAUGGUUAACAGUGCUGAAGCAAACUGCUUUCAGCAUGUUUGCAAGUCAUUAAAGAAUUUAACUUAA
This is a messenger RNA of Thamnophis sirtalis, 7219 nucleotides long. The record is from RefSeq and is a predicted model, not a curated record. Lineage: Eukaryota; Metazoa; Chordata; Lepidosauria; Squamata; Natricidae.